AUGUGGCCUCAGCCGUUGUUGAAAGCCAGAAGGAGAUUUGUUGUGUCCUUGUUCAGUUGCUGUUACCAGCAUAUUCUGAUUCACAAGCGCACCCUUGUCAAUGUAAAGCUCAAGUGGGUCAAGGACCCUGUACUGGACUCUGUAGUCUCUAGAACUAUACAACUCAAAGCCACUUCUACCCUUGUGUCGAUUAUAGGAUCGCACCCUGAUUAUUCUCUCCCAAUCUACAGCCUCUCCAAACAUCGUGGCCAUCUUGGCCUACCUCAAGAACUUAAACUCUCAACUUUCCUCCGUUGUUAUCCAAAUAUUUUCCAAGAAUUCUAUCUCGCGGAUUCUAAAGGUACCCCAGUACCGUGGUAUAAAUUAACCCCCGAGGCCUUGAAGAUAUAUGAUGACGAAAAGCAUUGUGUUCUAGAAGAGUGUUAUGUGGAUAUUCUGAAUAGGCUGCGAAAGUUGCUUAUGCUCACUAAAGAGAGAUUACUCCCUCUCCAAACUAUUGACCAGUUAAGAUGGGACUUGGGUUUACCAUAUGAUUACGAGAAUAAAAUGGUUGCAAAGCAUCCAGAGUUGUUCUCUUUUGUGGGACUCCCUGAUGAGCGAAUGGGAAUGAAACUAUUAGUUUGGGAUGAUAGUUUGUCAGUCUCCCAUUUGGAACUGAGAAAUUUGGAUCUUGAGACCUCAAAUCAGGCAUUGGCAUUUCCUAUUGGAUUUACGAGGGGUUUUGGGUUGAAAAAGAAGUGUAUAGAGUGGUUGAAUGAGUGGCAAAAGUUGCCUUAUACUAAUCCUUACGUUGAUGCGUCUCAUUUGGAUCCAAGGACAGAUGUCUCGGAGAAGAGGAUUGUUGGCGUGUUUCACGAGCUUCUGCACCUCACAAUUCUUAAGAAGGCCGAAAGGAAGAAUGUGAGUAAUCUGCGUAGUCCAUUGGCAUUGCCUCAAAAGUUCACAAAGGCUUUUGAAAGACAUCCAGGGAUUUUUUACAUAUCGAAAAAAGGCAACACACAGACUGUUGUCCUCAGAGAGGCAUAUGACCGUGAUCAGCUCAUUGAGAAACACCCUCUUGCCGACAUUAGGGAAAAAUACGGAAGCAUGAUGAAGAAGGGAUUUUUAGAUAGGAGUAGAGGACUAUACAAGAGAGAGAGGAGGGAAGUUCUCAAAGAUGACAUGGUGAACUUAGAUAGGUAUGAUUUUGAAUCUGAAGAGGAGAUGAAUGGUAAUUUGAUUUCAGAUUAUGACUCAGAUGAAACUGGCAGUGAUUAUAGAUGA
This is a messenger RNA of Fraxinus pennsylvanica, 1263 nucleotides long. Lineage: Eukaryota; Viridiplantae; Streptophyta; Magnoliopsida; Lamiales; Oleaceae. The record is from the annotation of a GenBank genome assembly.